Messenger RNA from Loxodonta africana (African savanna elephant), 3213 nucleotides. It is a transcript of the gene ZSCAN9, whose product is annotated as zinc finger and SCAN domain containing 9. Bases 183 to 1457 code for a protein of 424 amino acids. The transcript has 5 exons. NCBI's taxonomy places the organism in Eukaryota, Metazoa, Chordata, Mammalia, Proboscidea, Elephantidae. The record is from RefSeq and is a predicted model, not a curated record.
GCGAGGGUGGGCUGGCGUCUUCCCGGCCCGGCCAUUGUUUCCGCUGCUGCGCUCCUUCCAGCCUCGGGCAUAGAGCGCCCCCUCCCUCUUCGCCCUUUCCGGGUCUCGGAGGGAGUCUCCAAGGCUGUUUCUUGAAGCAUAGCUCCAGUUGGAGGGUACCUUGUAAGCUAUUCAAGAUCAAGAUGAAUACAGACUUGAAGGAGGUUUUAUCCUUGGAUAUUCAAGCUCCUGAGGUGUGGGAAGCACUUCUGAAAGACAAAGUGGAGGCAGAAAGCCUCCAAAGACAGGAAUCCAGUCUGAAACGCAGUAAUCCACUGGCAAGAGAAAUCUUCCGAAGGCGCUUUAGGCACCUCUGCUACCAGGAGACACCUGGGCCGCGGGAGGCUCUUAUCCAACUCCGAGAACUUUGCUGCCUGUGGUUGAGGCCACAUGUGAGCACAAAGGAGCAGAUUUUGGAACUGCUGGUGCUGGAGCAGUUCCUGACUAUCCUGCCUGAGGAGCUGCAGAGCUGGGUGAGGGAACAUUGUCCAGAGAGUGGGGAAGAGGCCGUGAGUCUGCUGGAGGAUCUGGAGAGAGAGCUUGAUGAACCACAACAUAAGAUGGUAGCCCACAGACACGGACAAGAAUUCCUCUUUAAAGAGAGAGUACCUCAAGAAGAGCAGACGUCACUGAGCCUUCAAUCCCAGCCCAAGGAGCCCCAGCUCUCAUGUGACCCUGCUCAGGAGCCCCACCCUAUUGGAGAGACAGACAAAUUUCUAUUUUCCAAGCCUGUUGUGAUCUCCCAGCUGAAAGAAGAAGAACUGUGGUCUAACAACAGAGGAGGCCUAAGAGAUACCUAUCCAGAUGGAGUGACCAAGACUGAGGACAGAGAGUUGGUGCUAAGAAAAGACUAUUCUAAGAUAGUGGGACCACAUGGGAAAAUUUUUCAUGGACAGAACUGGGUAUCAUACCAGGGUCCCCGACAUGGAGAAGUUGGUAAACAUAAGAGUCAAAUAGAGAGGAAAUGGGAAGACACUUUGGGAGAGGGAAAACACAAAUGUGAUGAAUGUGGAAAGAGCUUUGCUCAGAGCUCAGGUCUUGUUCGACAUCAAAGAAUUCACACUGGAGAAAGACCCUAUGAAUGUAAUGUGUGUGGGAAAACCUUCAGUAGGAGUUCUGGUCUUUUUAAUCAUCGGGGAAUCCACAAUAUACAAAAACGGUACCACUGUAAGGAGUGUGGGAAAGCCUUCAGUCAGAGUGCAGGCCUUAUCCAGCAUCAGAGAAUCCACAAAGGAGAGAAGCCAUAUCGCUGUAGCCAGUGUGAUAAGAGCUAUAGUCGGCGUUCAUUCCUCAUUGAGCAUCAGAGGAGCCACACAGGGGAGCGACCUCAUCAGUGCAAUGAAUGUGGGAAAAGCUUUAAUCGUCACUGCAACCUCAUUCGUCAUCAGAAGAUCCACACAUUGGCUGAGCUUGUCUAGCUCUUGCCAUAUGCAGAUUUUUCCAGAUUACACACCAAGUUGUGCGGGGCAGGGUAAGAACUAGAAAAUGUCUCUUUCUUCCUGUCUCCACUAAAUGUGUUUUGGAACAUAUCUAGUGAGUGGCCGGGGGACAUCCCAGGAAGAAGAUUUGGGUUUUUGAGGCUGCUGCUUUCCUUUUCUUCUUUCCCUGCUCUUACUAUCACUGCCCUGUUAUUUAAUCUCUUUGAGAUGGCUGCCAAACCCUCUUAGUAAUGUAAUAAACAGUGCUGCUAUAGCCAACAUGCCUGAAAAAUCUGUGUCUAUGUGUAAUUUCUAAAGAGCACAUAGAGCUCUGCCAAUAUUUUAUAAUAACUGAGUCUUUGGUGUGAUCCGUGACCAAUGCCUACAUUGUAAACGCCUUUUCCAUUUUCCCGCUUCCCUGUGAUGCAUACAUGUCUCUCCCUUGGCAUAGUGACCAGCAUUGGCUUGAUGCUUUGCUUUGUGCUGAGUGAUUCCAUUUACUUAACCUCAGUGGAUCUCACCGUAAUGGAAAUGAAUAUUAUCAUCCCAUUUUACAGAUGAAGAAUCUAAGAUUCAGGAAGACUCCCUUAGUGCCUUUCCAUCACAUCUUCAGCAUCCAGAUAAGAUACCAUAAAUCUCCUGAAUUUUAUCCUUCUCCUUUUUCCUUCUUGGCCUAGUUCUGGAGAAAAUUUAUUUCCCCCCUGUAUAGAUUCUUGGGAAAAUUUCCUACAGUUUCAACAAUGUGUAAUGUUUUAGCAGAAGCUCAGAGAAGAGUUACGUAGCUUUGCAUUUUCUGUCCCCAAAGGAGGCUCUUUUCCAGUGAAAUUUCUUCAUGAGGAGAAAUUUCUUCUACCUGGAACUAAAGCACACUUGAGAUUUAUGUACAGUCCUUAAAAUUUCCCAUGUCCCAAAGGCCCUCUUUUCUUCUCCCUUUCUCUCCUCUUAUGAUUUUCCUCACUAAAGCUGCAGCCCAAUUUCUUCCCUUUAACGUGUUUGACUUGUGUAGAGAUUUCUCAAGAGAUGGAAGUAAAGGCAGGGAAGUCCUGCGGUUUCCUAGGGAUGACCCUAUGCAUACACAGUUUGGGCUUUGCAUUGUUUUUCAGUAACUCCUAAAUAUUUGUUUGAACUGGGGAUUAUACACUUUAACUCAUUUAUGGGAAAUUUCAAACAAACAAAAAGACAGCUAAGAGCCCUCCUGGGGUCAGAACAAACCUCAAGGACUUUCCUAAAAAACUACAUCUGUAAAAGGGUUUGAAGUUAAUUGGAUUACAUUGUGGAUCUAUUCAUGCCUUAAGUUAUCAUCAAAAACAAUAGAUUUAUCAGCCACCAAUUAGUGGAACCUACCAGCUGGUUGUAAAACCAACAGAGAUAGUUUAACAGAAAUCAGGGAAAGAGACAGUCAAAGAGAGCCUUGCCAAAGCCAAUGUUACCUUGUGAUGACUGUGUGCAGGUUGCCGUGCCUCUAUGAGGCUUUGCUGGGCUCAGCUGUGCUGGUUCCCAAGAUACCACUUAGAUUCAGAUCUCCACUGGUAUUUCUUAUUCAGGGAAGCAGACUAGAGGAUCAGCAUUAUUUGGUCAGUUUGUUCCCAGAAUUAUUUGAGCACAAACACAAGGAGGCUAAUGGAAACACAUCAUGCCUCUGCAAUGUCUGUUUCAGAACUAGCACACUAUCACUUUUGCUUACUUUCUAUUGGCCAAAGUAGGUCACAAAGCCAAGCUCAAAGUCAGUGAAGCAGGAAUGUAUCUACUUUUAUAA